AUGUCUCGGGGGUGCUUCGACAUCAUAGUCGGCACUCGCCUUCACAAUGGGCGUUGGAAUGUGAAGCAACCAGGGUACGGAACUGUGAUGAAGGUCAACAUGGAUGCCGACCACAAAGAAGACGCGAGCAAUGGAGACGGCGGGAAUGGAGUUGGCCGGGGGGAGACGGGAAGAAUUGCAAAAGCGGGCCGUUCCUUUGACGUGCUCGGUUCUCCUCAAGAGACGUGGGAUGCUGUCUUCGAGACAUUUCUCGGAGAGCUUAGAGCUGAGGGGUACGACACUCUCCUGAUAAACCGCAAAAAGAAGAUGACGGAUAAAUCGCGCGACCAUCACUGUGACGUCAGUUGUGCGCAUGCGGGACACGUGCGCAGAAGGGGAAACGGGAAGCGUACGACGACAGAAGACCGCAAGCCCUCGUUGAGAAGUACGGAGAAGGUGGGAUGCCCUUUCAAGAUCACCAUCACCUGGCCUCUGCGGGACACCAACCCUUCUAUUUCAUCAGUGUACUACGAAAUACAGAAGCUUAGCGACGAGUUGAACGCCAAACCCGAGGACGCAACCGACUUCCUGGCGUCUCUGAAAAGCGAGCCUGGCAUGUACUGCGACCAUACACUGGAUGCCCAGGGGAGACUGGUGGAUGUUUUUUGGUCCACCAUCGAACAGCAAGCCCACAUUGCAAGAUUUGGGGGGUGCAUCCAGCUGGACACGACGGUGUUCACUAACAGUGCUUGCUUCUGUGCAUUUUGGGGCAGGGAUUGCUGCGGUCAGUGUACACAAACAUUCGAGCGGAUGCUCAACAGAUAUGAAACUGCUGCCGGUGGGCGGAGGCCGAAGGUAAUCUUGACCGAUGCUGAUCUUGCGAUGACCGCUGCAAUAGCCUCCUGUUGGCCAGACACGCUGCAUUUGCACUGCUUGUGGCACAUCUUCAAGAAUGUCCGCAAGAACUGCUCGUCAUCAUUUCCUGACAAUGACGCCAAGACCGACAUGCUGCGUACCUUUAGACGCGCAGCGUAUGCGGCUACUCCGGAGGCGUUCGCGACGCAAGCGGCUCGGUUGAAAACCCUGGUGGCCGGGAAGAAGUGCGAAGAUUACAUGACCGACUUGAUAACAAACAAGACGAAGUGGGCGUUCUGCUGGCGGCCCACUGUCGUCACGCUAGGCAUGGUUGCCACUCAGCGCACGGAAGGUUUAUUCGGAGUGGCGAAGCGCUCGGGUGUCGAGAAGAAGCUUUCACUGUGCGCUCUUUGGGAUCGCCUGCAACACGUGAGCAAGAUGAUUGCCAUCGAGACAGCGAGGUUAGCGACCCCCCUAAUCACCCCUGGGGUGGCGUUCCGGGACAAGCACGUCGAGGAAUUCUUCCAGCCCGUGAAGCAAGAGCUUUUGGCCUGUGGUGCCAGCCAGUACUGCCAGAAAGUCGACGGAUCGGAGUCGUAUGACGUCGAACUAGUGACUUCCGGAAAUGUGGACGAAGACGGACAACCGCUUCCUCUACACGACGACGACUUUGUCCAGAUACGCAAUUUGCGCCUCAAGCUCAACAUUCUUCAGGUCGCACCACCUGAUACCGAUCUGGAGAGAGACUCGUUAGCUGACGAACCUGCAGAGGACAACACCAUGUGGGCUUGUACAUCGCUGCUAGCUUUCUUGGAAUUGGUCGCCGGCUUCCCUAUCGAACUGGUCGCGGCCGUUCGAUACAAGUAUUCGGCGAACAAUCCUAGCCACCUCGUCGCAUUCGGGCCUCACAACUUCCAUUUGCGUUCCUGUUUACAGCUUUUGCGGCGCGGACUGCCUUGCAGGCACUACUUCGCGGUUCUUGCCAACCUCAUCGGGAGAACUGGCGAAAGUGACGAGUGGAGCUUUACGCAUGCCUUCGACGGUUCGUGUGUCCACAACCGUUGGCGUCAAUCCGAUGACGGAAAGGUUUUGCCAUGGAGCGUCUCAUUCGUGCUGUCGUCGUCAGGCCACGGCGAAGGAUGGGACGGGCAUCACCAAGGAAGCGAUGACCACUGCUGGGGACCGACAUGCGAUGAAUCGUUCGAUGGCGCACACCCCGCUGAACGCGCGGUGCGGGCCGCGCAGGAUAGGCCGACAAACGUCGCGUCUACGCCCAUCUAAUGGCAAAGAGCAAGGAGAACGUAGGAGAUAUUAUGAGGUCCGUACCCCUUCACCAAGCACUGUCCGUCCAGGUCAAGAUUGACGAUUUCCUCGGGUAUCUUCUGAAGGAGACCGCCGGAGGCACAGGAGUACCCAAGAAUCCUGGGCAAGCACCCAAGAAAGGGAGACCUAAGAAGGACGGCAAAGAGGGAGCUGGCAACAUUGCGGGCCAGAAAGGAAAGUCCCGUCAGACUAGGAGGAUGAGGGACUUCAGCGACGUGCCACGGACGAACAAGAGGAGAAAGCUGAAAGGUGCUGAUACUAGCACCGAACCAGCUACCCUUGUCCCGUCACUUCCACACGUGUUUACCUGGCCAGUUAUUUUCCGUCUUUUGCUUUUGUCAUCGCUGUCCUCGGUUGCGUGGGGACAUGUUCGAGCGUCUGUGUUCAGACAGAAUUUAUGGAAACAGCCGAUAUGAAAAACGGUGUGUACCUUAGUCUGACUUUCACGUCGCAUUGACGACCGGGAGGCAACACGUUCGUGGCGGCGAACAUACGUUCAUCACCUAUGUCUCAAAAUGU
Ectocarpus sp. CCAP 1310/34 is the source of this 2676-nucleotide messenger RNA. Lineage: Eukaryota; Phaeophyceae; Ectocarpales; Ectocarpaceae. The record is from the annotation of a GenBank genome assembly.